AGUAUUUUCAGAGCAUCUCUCUCUGCUUAUAUCCCUUCCAUGGCCGUCUCGUUUAAAAUGUCUGUCGUUUUGAGUUUCUUCGUGGGUCUCACGGUUCUGGGUUUGGCAAACUCGGCUCAGUUCCAUGAGCUUUUUCUACCCGGUUGGGCUAACGAUCACUUCGUCUAUGAAGGAGACCUUCUUAAGCUCAAACUCGAUAACUAUUCUGGCGCUGGGUUUGCAUCAAAAAGCAAGUAUUUGUUCGGGAAAGUUUCCAUGCAGAUUAAGCUUGUAGAAGGUGACUCUGCCGGAACUGUCACUGCUUACUAUAUGUCAUCGGAUGGUCCAUAUCACAAUGAGUUUGAUUUCGAGUUCCUGGGCAAUACAACAGGUGAACCUUACCUUGUUCAGACCAAUGUGUACGUUAAUGGUGUAGGGAACAGGGAGCAAAGGAUGAGCCUUUGGUUUGAUCCCACCAUGGACUUUCACUCUUACUCUAUCCUUUGGAACCAACGCCAAGUUGUGUUCCUAGUGGAUGAUACCCCAAUAAGAGUGCACACCAACAUGGAACACAAGGGAAUCCCUUUUCCCAAAGACCAAUCCAUGGGUGUAUAUAGCUCAAUCUGGAAUGCUGAUGAUUGGGCCACACAGGGUGGCCUGGUCAAAACUGAUUGGAGCCAUGCACCGUUUGUUGCCUCCUACAAAGGGUUCGAGAUCGACGCGUGUGAGUGCCCCGUGUCGGUGACAGCAGACAAGAUAGCCAAGAAAUGUAGCAGCACCGGUGAGAAGAGGUUCUGGUGGGACGAGCCGACAAUAUCAGAGUUGAGUUUGCACCAGAGCCACCAACUCGUUUGGGUGAGAGCCAACCACUUGGUCUACGACUAUUGCGGCGAUACAGAUAGGUUCCCGGUCAUGCCGGUUGAGUGUGAGCACCAUCGCCACUAGUGGGGGCAAGAGCAAACUAUGGCAAAGGGGUUCAUUUGGGCACAAUCUGUACGGGGGCACAGGGGCAGUUGAAGAAUCAUUGUCAUAAAAACAAACAUGUACUCCAUGUUUUCAUAUUUUGGUCUCUUUUUAGUUUAUUCCAGAUUGUAUGAAAAUUCCAUUAGAUUAAUGAUAUAAAAUCUUAGUUUCUGUUCCA
This is a messenger RNA of Hibiscus syriacus, 1120 nucleotides long. RefSeq names its product xyloglucan endotransglucosylase/hydrolase protein 9-like. Lineage: Eukaryota; Viridiplantae; Streptophyta; Magnoliopsida; Malvales; Malvaceae. The transcript is spliced from 4 exons. Gene Ontology annotation, cellular component: cell wall; apoplast. The record is from RefSeq and is a predicted model, not a curated record. Gene Ontology annotation, biological process: xyloglucan metabolic process; cell wall biogenesis. Gene Ontology annotation, molecular function: xyloglucan:xyloglucosyl transferase activity; hydrolase activity, hydrolyzing O-glycosyl compounds. The coding region runs from base 40 to 924 and encodes 294 amino acids.